AUGGAUGAUGCCUGGCAGUCUCAAGAUAUGGCCCCUCCGGCCAACGGCGGCGGCAUCAGCAUUCCGACCCACGACACUACCAUGAGCAACGGCACCGGAAUAGGCAGUGCUGAUGACCAAGGAUGGAACAACGGCGAGCCCGCCCGUGCGGUUGAGCCCCCGAGGCGCUCCAGCAGGAGCAGGAGCCCUGGGGCACGCGGCGACGACAGAGCUCGCGGCGACGGUAGCGGCGGCGGUCAGAACCCAGGGAACAACCUGCAUGUUUCCGGGCUGAGCAACCGUGUCGACACGCGCGACCUCGAGGCUGCGUUCGCCAAAGUGGGCCGGAUCAAGAAGGCCCAGGUCAUGUAUGAUCCGCACACGCGUGAGUCGCGCGGGUUUGGGUUCGUGACGAUGGAGACCGGCGAAGAGGCAGAUGCUGCUAUCACCGCGUUGAAUGCUACUGAUCUUAUGGGCAAGACCAUGACAGUCGAGAAGGCCCGCCGUGGACGCGCCCGCACUCCGACGCCUGGAAGAUAUUACGGUCCGCCGAAGCGCAAUGAAUACGAACGCCCCUACGACCCGCGCCCCUACGACAGCCGCUACUCGCGCAACGACGACCGCCGUCGUCCCCGCUAUGACGACGAUACACGUGGUGGUGGACGCGACUACGAACGUGGCGGUUAUCGCGACUACGAUCGGGGAUACGGCCGCGACUACGACCGCCGCGGUGGCGGUGGUGGAUACGACGACAGGCGGUACUAG
Sparassis crispa is the source of this 744-nucleotide messenger RNA. RefSeq lists its product as hypothetical. Lineage: Eukaryota; Fungi; Basidiomycota; Agaricomycetes; Polyporales; Sparassidaceae. Gene Ontology annotation, molecular function: RNA binding. Gene Ontology annotation, biological process: positive regulation of mRNA splicing, via spliceosome. Bases 1 to 744 code for a protein of 247 amino acids. Gene Ontology annotation, cellular component: spliceosomal complex. The record is from RefSeq and is a predicted model, not a curated record. The transcript is spliced from 6 exons.